CACCCGACGGCAGCGGACUUUGAAAAUGCUGGGGCGGCGGACGGGGCGGACUCCCCGACUGCCGCGGUGAUAGCGCGACGACCGAACCUCACCAGACCAGCGAGGGGCAGCGUGACGGGUUUUGUACAACAGAACGCGUCGCAGGAGUCGCGUUCGUCAAAGGGCCCUUGAAUGGCGCCAUACCGGGUGGCGACCAUCCAUAUCAACCACACAGCGAAUCACGUCCUAAUGCAGCAACAGAGUUGGCGGCUGCGCCGGUAUGCGAUCCGGCGCGAUGGAAUAUGUAGGCACAGGGGAGUGCACAAGCGGUUUGACACCAACGCUCACGAAACACCAUGAGGUGAUCCAGCACAACUUUGAGCAAUCUGACCUUGCUGCCUGCUGACAAUUGCUUGCGAGCUCUAUUGACUACUCAUUCUGCUGCAGGAAGAUGUAGCGUGCUACUUCCUAUUCCAUCUCUAUACCAUAGCCAUGUCUACGCCGGCCGCAGACACCACAAACGACGCGUCGCCACUUCUUUCGCCCGCUUCAGGAAGUGACACCAAGAGCUAUGCAUCUGUCUCGGACCUUGAGCAUCAUGAACCAUCUGCGUACGAGCCAAAGCCGGCACCCUCGAAUCUCGAAGCAGAUGUGCUCCCGGAGACGAGCGCGUUGGGACGAAACUUGACUUGGAGCAGCGCUUAUAUUCUGACUAUCAGUCGUGUGCUCGGGUCUGGUAUAUUUGCCACUCCGGGAGUGAUCUUCGCUUCAGUCGGCUCUACAGGGCUCAGCUUGACACUAUGGAUUGUCGGCGCUGUGCUGGCGUAUUUCGGCCUUGCCGUGUCUCUGGAAUACGGCUGUAUGUUGCCCCGGAGUGGUGGCGAGAAGGUUUACCUCGAAUUCACGUACAGAAAACCCAAGUACCUGGUCACGGUCCUCAUUGCCACACAAGCUAUUCUUCUGGGCUUCACAGCAAGCAACUGCAUAGUCUUUGCACAGUACACGCUCUUCGCAUUGGGCGUGGAAGGAACGGAUUCCAUCAAGCAAACGCUCGCAGUCGGUCUGAUAACAUGGGUCACUGUAGUACAUGCAGUCUUCAUGAAGGCUGGCAUUCGCAUUCAGAACUUUCUUGGUUGGAUCAAGAUUGGUCUGAUCGUCUUCAUGAUCUUGAGCGGCCUAUUUGUCGUCCUUUUCAAACGCGAAGAACAGCUCCCCAGCAAUGUGCCGGCAACAUUCGCAAAGACUGAAGAUCUCGACUGGACUUGGGCUGGCCUAUGGCAAGGCAGCAUUUGGUCGUGGGGCGCAAUUGCAACCUCGAUCCUCAAGGUUUUCUACUCCUUUGCUGGAUUGAACAACGUCAACAAUGUGCUCAAUGAAGUGAAAGAUCCGGUCCGCACCUUGAGAUCAGUAGCGUUUACUGCACUGGCAACCGCUUGCGGCAUGUACUUGCUAGUCAAUGUGGCAUAUUUCAUGGUUGUUCCAUUGGACGAAAUCAGAGGCAGCGGUGAACUGAUCGCAGCAAUUUAUUUCGAGAGAGUCUUCGGCACCGCAGUGGGAAGACGCAUUCUACCACUCAUGGUAGCAUUGAGCGCUGUGGGCAACGUUAUGGUAGUAACAUUUGCCCACUCUCGGCUGAAUCAGGAAAUCGCAAGAACUGGCUUGAUGCCAUGGUCACGGAUGCUCUCUUCAAACGCGCCAUUUGGCUCACCACUUGGUGGCCUGAUCAUAAACUAUGUUCCGUCCAUUUCUGUCCUCACGAUUCCGACAGGGGAUGUCUACUCCUUCAUCCUGGAAGUUGAAGGAUAUCCAGGGCAGAUUAUCGCCUUUGCGACAGCCUUUGGACUUUUAUGGCUUCGUCUACGGAGGCCCGACAUUCAUCGACCUUACAAGGCUUGGGUCCCUGGGGUGCUUAUAAGAAUGGCCAUUGCGCUUGCACUCCUAGCAGCGCCCUUCUUUCCUAGCGAGAAGCAACGAGAAAAGGGCUUGAUUGGAAGCGCAGCAUACGCUCUUGUUGGCAUCGCAAUACUGGUGUUUGGUACGCUAUACUGGUACUUGUUCGCUGAAGUGGUGCCCAGAUGGAGAGGCUACAAGCUUGAAGACAGGACAGAGAGUUUGGAUGAUGGGACGACAAUCACAACUAUUGCUCACGUUGCGAUCUGAGUUCAGGCAGACAGCAUUGGCCUUCACGACUAUACAGCUAGAGGCAGAAGUGAUUGUGCAAGCUCGUGCGACCUUGCCAUAAUGCUGGCAGCAUGUUAACGAGAGCCGGCAUGCCACUGCUCGGAGCCGGUGGCAGUGUGCUGCGGCCAUCCUUCAAAGCAUGGGUUCUCGGGGUAUCAGGAGACUCGUAGAGUGAUGCCCCUCCGCCUUGGAAUGGCAGCGGGGCGUUGAGGAGUAACACCAGGG
Molecule: messenger RNA, 2385 nt
Organism: Cercospora beticola
Lineage: Eukaryota; Fungi; Ascomycota; Dothideomycetes; Mycosphaerellales; Mycosphaerellaceae
Biological process (GO): amino acid transmembrane transport
Cellular component (GO): membrane
Molecular function (GO): L-amino acid transmembrane transporter activity
Source: RefSeq, a predicted model, not a curated record